Molecule: messenger RNA, 2024 nt
Organism: Episyrphus balteatus (marmalade hoverfly)
Lineage: Eukaryota; Metazoa; Arthropoda; Insecta; Diptera; Syrphidae
Gene: Tailor
Product: terminal uridylyltransferase Tailor
Exons: 8
Coding region: 101-1573 (490 amino acids)
Biological process (GO): mitochondrial mRNA polyadenylation; mRNA 3'-end processing
Molecular function (GO): poly(A) RNA polymerase activity
Source: RefSeq, a predicted model, not a curated record
GGUUGCUGUUGUCGUUGUCGUUUGUUUUGAUUUCAGAAAUUUUGGUUUUUGAGAUUUUUUCUCCAGAGUUCCUUUUGUUUGCCGUAAAAAUAUUAAAAUCAUGGAUAAAUCACACUUGCAUAUCCAAACAAUCAACUAUGAGGCAGAGCAAUUUCGUACAGCAUUUUCCCGAUUCCGAAAUAGCCUCCAUGCUAUUGACGAGAGUCUUUGCAUUAAGCUUUACCAAAUAGUAUCUGAAAUUGAUAAUUUUCUUGAUAGCAAACCUAUGGAAAUAGAACUUCCACGCAAAGAGCUAAUAACAUCGGCGAAUGUUAAAAAAUCUGGUAUUCGAAAAACAUUUGUUUGCAAAAAAUGUGACGAUCGUGAUAUUGGAAGCACAUUCGUUGAUGUUUCAAACCAUAUCAAACAGUUUAAACAUGAUAAUCUGAAGAGGACCCACAAAAAAGAAUCACCCGCAAAUAUUUCGAGGAAAGCUAAGCUGGAAAAUAAAAUACUUCCGAAAAAAGUGAAAGCUAUGAUUCACGGAGAUAUCCAAAGCUUCUUUAAUGAAAAUCUUGAAGUGGCUAAAAAGUUAGUGCAUUCACCAGACUACAUUGAAAUAGAAAAUGAGUUAUUGAAGUUAAUUCGUCCAGCAUUCCCUGAUCAGACUGUUAAAAUCAACUUUUUUGGUUCACGUUUAUCUGGAAUUGGAACCUUACACUCCGAUUUGGAUAUAUUUAUUGACAUAGGUGGAGUUUUUAACACUUUUGAAAAUAGACCAUCUGCAGAAACUAAAAAGAAACUCCAAACCGUCCAAGGUAUUCUAAGCAAAAACUCACAAUGGUCACAAUUGAUUGCUAUUCAAAAUGCCCGUGUACCAAUAUUGAAAAUUCUAUACAAACCAAAGUUUUUGAAUUGUGACAUUGGUUUUUCCAACAGUUUAGGAUAUUGUAAUACAAAUCUGACAAAAUAUCUUUUGGAACUUCAACCUAUAGCCAAGCGUUUAGCAUUCUUUUUGAAAAAAUGGAUUGAACGUUCAAAACUAAAUGAGCACAUAACCACGUACAGCGCUGUUCUUUUAGUUAUAUUUUAUUUGCAGACGAAAAAUUUGCUGCCAUCUAUAAAAGCAUUACAAGAUGGUUUAGAAGAUGAUCAGGCCGAGAUCGGACCUUGGUUGGCAGUAUUUGCUGAAAAAAGUUUGCAAGACUUAAAUAUAUCACACGCACCAUAUGCGGUGGAAAAUUUCAAAAAUGAAAUGAAAUCAUUUUUCAAAUUUUACAGCACAUUCGAUUUCAAACACAAACUUAUUUGCCCGUACUUAGGGCAAACCAUAAGUGUUAAAGAUCUAGAAACGUCUCCCUUAUUGCCUAGGUAUGUUAAAUAUAUCGAGACUGAAAAGGACAACAAAGACGCCCUGUUGAAUAUCCAACAUAUGAAUGUACAGGAUCCUUUUCAACUUAAUCACAAUGUUACCAAAGCUGUACCAUCCACGGUGGUAUUGCUGCUGAAACAAUAUUUUGAAUUGUCUCUGAAUGCUAUGGAAGAUGGUGAAAGUUCACAGAUAAUAAAUAAGGACGAAAGUAUCAAGAAAUAAUCUUACCUUUUUUAUGUUUGUGAAGUUCUUGUAGUAUACGUUAUUUUCUCUUAAAUAAAACUGACUUAAAAAAAAAAAACAUACACUCUAGACUAAAAGGAUAUUUAAUUAUAAAAAUAACUUUAUUGCACUAAUUUUUCAAUUUAAUAUGAAAUAAAGAUGCUCAGUUCAAAAAGCACAUACGAAGACAUGACUAUCGUGGCUCUUUGAUUUAGUGGAGGAAAAUACGGAAAUUUAAUUAGAUUGUGGUGUAAUGGAGGACUAUUUAAUCCGCAGACAAGGCGGGAAAACAAAGCCAUUGGAGGUUUGCUUGUAGCGUCUCUUAAAAUCAAUUUUUAUAUAUUUUUUUAAAAGCUUUUCAUCAUCAAGAACAAUAAAAGCUAUUUAACAUUUUAGAGAAUGUUUUAUCUACAUUUGUCAGUCAUUUUCGCAAUAAAGAACGUUUUCUAUA